Molecule: messenger RNA, 2311 nt
Organism: Chrysemys picta bellii (western painted turtle)
Lineage: Eukaryota; Metazoa; Chordata; Testudines; Emydidae
Gene: KLHDC4
Product: kelch domain containing 4
Molecular function (GO): protein binding
Source: RefSeq, a predicted model, not a curated record
GCCUAGGAAGUGAUUGUCCUCAGCUGGGCUGCUGCCCCAUGUGAGCUCUGCAGGAGCAGGGUGCCCAGGGCAGACUGGCUGGGGGGCUCUGGGAAGUGCCCCCUGCAGUAACCCAGGCUGAAAACAUGGGUAAGAAAAGCAAGAAGGAGAAGAAGGUGAAAGGGGCAGAGAAAACAGCUGCUAAGAUGGAGAAAAAAGUCUCCAAGAGAGCUAAGAAGGAGGAGGAGGAUCUUGAAGCCCUGAUAGCAGAAUUCCAGACAUUAGAUGCUAAAAAGACCCAGAUAAUUGAGACAGCCUGUCCCCCACCCUCACCAAGGCUGAAUGCCUCCUUGUCUGCUCAUCCCGAGAGAGACGAAUUGAUCCUUUUUGGAGGUGAAUAUUUCAAUGGCCAAAAAACGUUCCUGUAUAAUGAACUGUACAUUUACAACAUCCGGAAGAACAGCUGGAGUAAAGUAGAUAUCCCAAAUCCUCCUCCCAGGCGCUGUGCACAUCAGGUUGCAGUGGUGCCCCAGGGUGGUGGACAGCUAUGGGUAUUCGGUGGAGAGUUUGCUUCUCCUGAUGGAGAGCAGUUUUACCACUACAAGGAUCUCUGGGUCCUGCAUUUGGCCACCAAGAUUUGGGAGCAAAUCAAGGUAACAGGGGGGCCCUCAGGAAGAAGUGGACACCGAAUGGUAGCCUGCAAGAGACAGUUAAUCGUCUUUGGAGGAUUCCACGAGAGUGCCAGAGAUUACGUGUAUUACAACGAUGUGUAUGCCUUCAACCUGGACACUUUCACAUGGACCAAGCUGUCUCCGUCAGGGACUGGCCCUGCUCCAAGGUCUGGCUGCCAAAUGGCUACCACUCCAGAGGGCAAUAUAAUCGUCUAUGGUGGCUACUCCAAACAGAGAAUUAAGAAAGAUGUUGACAAAGGCACUCUGCACACCGACAUGUUCCUGCUGAAGGCUGAAGGCGUGGGCAAGGAGGAAGAUAAGUGGGUAUGGAAUCGGCUUAGCCCGUCAGGUGUGAAACCAACUCCCAGGUCUGGCUUCUCUGUGGCAAUAGGCCCCAAUAACCGAUCCCUUCUCUUCGGAGGUGUGCAUGACGAAGAAGAGGAAGAGCGCAUUGAAGGAGACUUCUUCAGUGAUAUUUAUUUCUAUGAUAUGGGAAAGAACCGCUGGUUUCCUGGACAACUAAAGGGACCUAAAUCUGAGAAGAAGAAACGUAGGCGAGGCAAAAAGGCUGAGGCAGAGGGCGCCGGGGAUGGAGAGGCAGAGGGCCAGCCCCCUCAGGGCCCCGUGGAGAUGGUCAAAGAGGUGGUGGCAGAGGAUGGGACUGUCAUGACGAUCAAGCAGGUGGUCUCUGCCCCUGAAGUGGAGCCGGAGAGGUCCGAAUCCGAAGACGAAGAAGAGGCCGGUGAUGAAGCCUCCGGCGAGCAGGUGGAGCCGUGCCCACGUUCAAAUGCUAUGCUGGCAGUGAAGCAUGGGGUUCUCUAUGUCUACGGGGGGAUGUUCGAAGUGGGGGACCGCCAGUUCACCCUCAAUGACCUCUAUAGCAUCGACCUCCACAAGAUGGAGGAAUGGAAGGUCCUGGUGGAGAUGGAUCCAAAAACUCAAGAAUGGCUGGAAGAGUCCGAGUCCGAUGAGGAGGGGGAUGAUGUAGAAGGUGCAGAGGGAGGUGGUGAUGAGGAGGAGGAAGGCUCUGAUGAAGAGAGUGAAGAUGAUGAAGAAGAGGAGCGGCACCCAUCUGUUCAGCUUGAUGAGAAAUACACAGACUAUCUGCCCAGGACUGAGCAAUACUGGAUUAAACUAGCCCGCCACAAUAUGGGCCCUGAUGCAAAGGAGAAGAAGGUGGCGAAAUUGGCACAUGCGAUGGCAAAGACUUUUUAUGAAGGUUCGGUUUAAAUGCAUGUGAUGCUGAGAAUGAGCAGUGUGGGUGCAGACACCUCACUGGGACAACGGCCAAUUGAACCAACCAUCUAAACCUGAUGUACCUCUUAUCCGGUAUGUACUGUAGGUUCCAAAGGCCCCUGGCUGCUACGCACUAAUGUCUCGGGCAGUCCAAGGCUGGCGUGCCUCUCUAACAGUAUAUUUCUGCCAUUAUCACCCUGUAAACAGGCCUUCGUAAACAGGAUUGCUGGCCGGGAAUGUGUUCUGCUAAAAUUUGAAUACACAUUGUAAAUUUGUUGACAGCUGUUUAAGUUGGCUGAAGACAGACUGCUUAACAGAAUCAGAACAUCACUUGAGGUUCCUAGCCCCAAAUGUCCUUCAUCUGGCCAGGGGCUGGGUAUGGUUUUUUCUAAGUGCUUUCAUAAUAAAGUUGUUUGGCUGAGUCA